GCGAGACACCCCUGGAGGGAGCCACCGCCCCCCGGAACAAGCAGACGCCCUCCACCCUCAGCGGGGCGACUGCUGGCUCCGCGGGUGCUUCUACAGCUAACACCCACCCACACUCUGCGCCCAUCCACGCCCACACGACCAACCACCCACCCGCCACUCACCCCACCCCCGCCCACCACUCGUCGACUUCUUCAUCGUCGUCGCCUUCUGCGGGAGGACAACCGCCCUCCAUCGGGAGCCACCAUCGAACGUCCUCUUCUUCGUCUUCUUCGGGGGCGCCGCCCACGGCCGCCGCCGCAGUCGUCUCCUCUCACCACCACCCACAUUACCCUCCGCCCCACGGGAAGGUCGCCGCCGCCGCCGGAGGCGGACCUUACCACCACCAGUCGCCGAAGCACAACGCUUCCUCGUAUCCGACGAAGGCGCACUCGAAGAACGCCGCCUAUCCGCAGGGCAAGCAGCAGCAGCAGCAGCAGCCGCCCUACGCCCAGCAUCACCAAAGUAACAGCAACGCCCCCGCCGCCCAUUCGGCCGGCCAAAGGAACAGUAGCAGUAGCAGCUGGGAACAGCAGUAGCAGCAGCAGCCAGCAGGGGCCGCCUUCACAACGAAUCCCGCAGCCGCAGGGUUCCGCAGCCUCUGCGUCGUCGGGGGGCGUGUCCUCUGGAGUAGGAGGAGGAGGAGUGGGGGGAGGAGGAGGAGGAGGAGGAGGCGGAGGAGGAGGAGGCGGAGGAGGACAUCAUCAGCAUCAGCAGCAGCAGCAGCAGCCCAACUUCGAGUACGAUGACCAGGAAUGGGACGUGGGCGUCGGAGACCUAAUCAUUGACCUCGACGCAGACAUCGCCCAAGCCGACCGCGGGGGAGGAAGAAUGAGCUCCUCCGCCGUCCCCCCGCCCCCCCAACAACACCACCACCACCACCAUCACCACCACCAUCAUCACCACCAACACGCCUCCAACGCCAACAGCAGCAACGCGUCGGCGACUUCGUCAGGCACAUCCUCGACCAUUUCCGCUUCCGCCACGGCCCCCACCACGCCUCAGCAGGCGGCGGGAGGGGGAGGGGGAGGAGGAGGAGGCGGGGGAGGAGGGGGAGUAGGACCGGGGCACCACCAGACUCCCGAAGACAAGCACAGCCUGAAGAUGAAGAUCAAAAGGACGAAGCCCACGACCAAGAACAGCGAGGCAAAGCACGAGAUCGUCAAGCCCGACCUGGUCCCUGGACCACCCCCGCCCCACCCCCCACCCGCCUCAGCAGCAGCAGCAGCAGACCACCCACGGAAGCCCUGGGGCGCCUCUGCACCUCCAUUCCCAACAGCAGCAGCAGCAGCAGCAGGGCCACAGCAGCAGCAGCAGCAGCAGAUACCCCAGCGUCCACAGCCGCACACGCCGCCCCCUAGCCACCAUCACAAUGGCGCCCACAUCAAACUAGAGAAUAGCGAAAUGAAUGGGCGUGCUGGGCCACGCCCCCCUCAGCAGCAGCAGCAGAGCAGCAGCCCCCGGGCGACUCAUAAGAAGGAGAAGAGGCGGCAGGACAUCAACGGCACUGUCUCCCCGCCGCCUCCUACCCAGCUGAACACGCCCCCGGGGUCCGCCGCUUCGGGGACCAUAGGCCCGCCCGCGGGGGCGAGCAGCGUCGCUGCCUCGCCCCCGCCGCCCUCUCUGGCGGGAGUCAAGUUGGAGCCGAGGGGCGCCGGGGCUUCUCCGAGUCGAGCAACGACGCCUCUCGGGCCCUUCGCCAUCAAGAGCGAGACGCCGCCGCCUCCUGCCAAGAGGCUCAAGGGUGAUGAGGGCGUUUCCAGGCGUGACGUGUGCGUAGGAACCAGCGUUGCUACAAUCACUGACCCGGACUGUCUUGGGCCGUGUGAACCUGGCACCUCUGUCAUGCUUGAAGGCAUCGUCUGGCACGAGACCGAAGGAGGAGUGCUGGUGGUCAAUGUAACUUGGCGUGGCAAGACUUAUGUGGGUACCUUAUUAGACUGUACCCGGCACGACUGGGCACCUCCAAGGUUCUGUGACUCGCCCACCAGUGACAUAGAGUCUCGCACGCCCAAGGGUCGGGGCAAGAGGGGUCGUGCCUCCGUCGGCACACCGACUGCCACCACCACUACAACUACCACCACGACUACCACCACCACAACUAUAGACAGUGUUGCCGAGACACGCAGUGGUAAAUUACGGAAUGCCAACGUUCCUAAAGGACGGAGAGGGAAUGUCACUCCUGUGCUGAACCCUCCUCCUAGUCCAGUUAAAUCUGAACCAGGAGGAACAAAGCGCAAGGGUAGGGAGCCCGAGACAACCGACACUAAAAAUUGCAAGAGGUCGCGCGGAUCAUCACGAGGAACACCAACCAAUGGUACCACCAGUCCUGGGCCAGAACAGCCUUCAUCUCCUCAGCUGAUAGAGUGCCCCGAGCCUAACUGUAACAAGAAGUACAAACAUAUCAACGGGUUAAAGUAUCAUCAGAGCCAUGCUCACAAUAGUGUUACUAAUGACGACGAAACAACCAGCACUGAAGGUAGAGCGGAAAGCGAAGUGGAGGAAAGCAGACCGCCUUCACCCUCCCCAGUCGCUGAGGCUCCAGUUGACAAGACAGAUCAGGAUAUUGUCAAACCUUCUGUCUUGAGAUAUACAGGUCCUCCUAAAACACCCAGUCCUGGACCUACAGAAGAAUUAGAUAAAGGACCAACUCCCUCUCCUCUUCCUCCUCCUACUUCUUCUUCCUCCUCUAAUUCCUCUUCCUCAUCAACCCCUUCUUCCUCCACUUCUUCCUCAUCCUCUUCUCAACCAAGUGUUAUUCAGACCCUCGUUCCACAGCCCCAACCCCAGCCGCAGCCGCAACCUCAGCCAAGUCAACCCUCUGUUUAUAUGUACACAGGAUCAGGUGGAGUAGUGAGUCCACAGCAUCCUCAAGUAGGAUCUCCAGCUCUAGGUGUGUCUCCAGUCCCUGGCAGUAUCCCGCAAGUGAGGCCUGGACAGAUGAGACCAGAAAAUCGACCCGAGAUGAUGAUGCGUGUAAAUCCCGUAGGUCCUCGGCCACCAGUUGGGCAAACUCCACCUGGGGCUCCAGGGACUCCAACUAUGCCAUUGCCCCCUCAGGGCACUCCCUUAUCCAGCCUACCGGGCAAUUCCCCUGGCUUGAUCAAAGUCAAACAGAAUAUUGUGGAACCUGAGAAGGGGAAGCCCAAGGAACUAGUUAAUGGUUUGGUGAGUAAAGACAGUAGAGAGGAAGAAUCCUCUAGAAGAGAAGAUGCUCGUAGUCCAGCAUACUCUGAUAUAUCAGAUAAUGAACCGGCAUCUGUUCUAGAUGGUGAGAACGAUAAUAAAGAUUUACCAGACGAUAAAAAACCAGAAUUACCUUUGGGUGCACAGCCGUACCCUCCGUAUGGACUGGCGUAUUAUGGGCAUUACCCGCAGCCCACUCCCUUAUUUAUGCCUCCAUUACAGCCCCCUCCUCCAUCUACAACUCCUGGUAAAGAAGGUGAAAGUAAAGACUCUAAAGAUAAAUGUGAUAAGGAUAAAAAUAUACCUAUACCUGGUGGUAGUGAAUAUUUAAGUAAAAUUCCACCUCAAUAUAUAUAUGCCCCCCCUCCUUACUUAUAUAAUCCCGCCUAUCCUGACCCUUAUUUACGAGAAGCACCAAUAUACAAAGAAGCAGAGAGUAAAGAACUACCUCCUGGGUUAAGAGAAGGAGACAAAGGGCCUACAGACUUAUCUAGAUCGGCACCAGGUAUUAUGAGUGGUGUUGCACUCUCUCCUGCGUUACCCAAAGAAAAAAUAAGUAUAGUUAAAGAUAAACAGUCAGAAAAUCAUGCAAUAAUCAAAGAAGCCAUUGAGCUGAAGGGUCAGUUACCGGGAGAUAAGAGGCCGUACGAACCCAGCAUUGCUUAUCGCUAUGCGUUUGAUCAACGGCCUCCUCCGCAGACACUGCCACCUCAAGAAAAGCCCAGUGAAAAGCCAGCUGGGUUACCAAAGCCAUCACCUCCCAUUUCUAUUUCUAGUCCGAGAGUUGAGUCUACUCCACCUGCAGGCCCAGCAAACAAAGAUGAUAGAGGGGAGAAGAAGCCUGAGACCAAGAGUGAAGGGGUGAAGCCUACCAUGGAAACUACUGGCCCACCACCGCCACCAACGUCGUCUGCGUAUUACCCUCAGUUUCCUUAUGGGGCACUAGCCUACGAUCCCUAUCGACCCCCAAUGGUCCCUCCAAUGUCUAUGACGACUGGUUUUCCCCAUUAUCUCGCUGCCCCAGGAAUUGUACCAAGAUUUUCUCUUGGUCCAGCUGUAAAUAAUGCACCCGAGGACCUUUCCCGUGGAGGGUCUAGCGGUACCAUGAUUCACCCGUCACACCUUUACACCAAUCAUAAAAUAGUUGAACUUCAGGAACGAGCAUUGAAAUCACCAUUGUCGCCUGCUGGCUUGGGAAUGACGUCUCCAGUUCAGUCAACUCCCCAGAAGGUUGGAUCUCCUUUGACAAACAAAGAAGGUUUGACCUCAGUGGCCACAACAAGCUCCUCCUCCUCUUCCUUGGCCCAUGGAGGGGUUAUGGCCGUGGGAGGAGGGGUAGAGGGGCGGUCUCCCCCCACAGCUCGGCCCCCCACACACCCACACCACCUGCAUGAUAGCUACUCUCACUACCCGCUCCUCCCUCCGUAUCAUUAUGCAGCUCUGCAGGCGGGACAGACGCCAGUACCAGCGGCAGCACCCUCAGGUCUACCUCCAGCCAAGUGAGGUUGAAUAACCUUAGUCGCAGAUGACCCAAUGGGUGGAUUUGUCAAGAGCCGAGACAAAGAAGAAAUCGUGCCAGCCCCGUGUUAAAAGAUGAAGGGGCUUAGACGUGGCAUAUUUCAUGUUUGAUUCUCGUCGCAUUUGUUAAGAUUAUGAAGACGGACACUGUUAAUGUCAGUGAAGUGGAGAAUACCUCUUGAAACAAGAGAUUUCUCCCAAGUGACUUAUAUAUGUAUAUGGAUUUCCAGAAGGCAUUCCAUUCCUUUGGAACACAAAACGAGUCAGAAGGCCUCCUAAAUGGUCUGAUGUGGUGGUUGACCGAACUUUUAAAAGUUAACAGGAUGGUUGCGGGAUAGUACAAAAGCACACAGUGAUGAAGUUCGUGAAAGCGGGUGUAGAUUAUCAGUGACAGGAAGAGACCUAGUGAACCUAAUUAGUGAUAAUUGCAGACAUGGAAGUAAGCACCAGCAAAGUCUUUUAUGCAUCGCCAAAAGAAAACUAAUCAGAAUCUAUGUGACAAAAUUCUAAUUGGUGUUAUAGAAUCGGAAAAUAAUCGGAUGAAAUUUGGAUAUUAUUUCUGUCGUGAUUGGCAGGUAUUUUAUGGAGUCGGUAACUGUGGGUAGAAGGAAGGUCACUUGUGGCGUCGGUGACAGAAAGACUUGAUGUAGUGAGAAAAAUAAACAAGUGACUGCUGGAGCAGAUUCUCUUAUUACUGAAUCUGGUUUUACCUCAGAGUCAUUCUAGGGGGUGUGGUUUUGCCUCAUGUGAUAAUUAAUCUAAUAGGCCUAUGGACUGAUGAAAAUAAUAGGCAACAUUCGGACUGGCAUUAUGCUUGUGAUUUAAUAGAACUGUGUUAAUUACCUUAUUUUUAUAGAUAAUUGGUGACAAAUUGGUGUCUUUCAUUACGGAAGCUGUAUUGGGUAUCGUGUAGGUGAGUUUGAUAUGCAGAGUUUCGAGAAAAAACAAAAAAGCAGUACCUCCCAUAAGUGUUCACACCAUUAGCCUUUGUGCAAGAAAUUAGUAUUGUGUUAAGCUCAGGUAUGUCAUAGGGAACAUUAUGAAGCAAGCUUAGGCUAGGUGUAGUACAAGUGACACAGCUCAGCUGUAGUAGGGUGACACUGCAUUGACUUUUUUCAUAGUUAUUUCUCUGUGGAUGGACAACUAAUUGAAGUGGUUUGUAGUUUUGUUUAAAUCUCUUUAGGUUUGGUGUGUUGCCUUCAUUUGAGAGAAUGACUGGGAAUGCUAUUACGGAUGAGGCUAUUAUUUAUAUGGGAAUGAAAUAGCAGCUAUUUUUUCACUUUCUUCCAGGCAAAAUUUUGAGCGUUUAGACCUUUUCUUUCAUUUUGGUUGUCCUUCAGCUGUGAUCACUUCUAACCCAAAACAUACGCUGGUCCAAGGCAGAGUAGUUGUCUGUAAGAACAUUGGGUUUGAGGCUAUGGUCUGUAGUGUGCACUGUAGGGAUAUUGAGCAGUGGUUUUUUGGAAUCUGAGCUUGAGAAGUUACUAGUGAGGUUAUGGAAUAUCGAUUAGAAAAUUUAGUGAGUAUCUGGUGGUGAUUUUGGUACCAUUGACUUGAGACAAAUUUCUGUUGUACAUCAGGAAUCACUAGUACCUCUGUAAGUCAUUAUUUGAGAUUCCUCCGUCACAUGAAGACUAGCUGGUGUGUGUGUGCGUGCAUGUGUAUACACUGUGUUCACCGUCAUCAAUCAUCAUGAUCAUCUGUACAUGUGUUCAUACUGUGAUCACCAUUCUGUGGAACCCAUUUCGUACUCUUUUUCUGGCCAAUCUGUGAUAGGGUCAGCAAACUCAGGGGCCGACACGUUGAUAGUUACUUGUACGAAUUUUACAACCCACCAAUAGGCAGUGUCGUUUCUUGUAAGGUUAUGAAAAAGAAAUUAUAAAGCGUUAUUAACUGCACUCAGUCCCUAUUUUGUUUUUCUCCUGUGAGCAGAGUUGGUACUUGAAUGAAGUAGAAAUUUCAUCAGCAUUCAUUCCCAUUUGGUCACCAUUCCAUUACCUGAUUAUUGUACUGUAGUACUUCUUUGCAGAACAUGUCUUUGUUGAACUUAAUCUGUAAAAACUCUUUAGUCUCUUUUCACUUAACUUUGAGUGGUUAGAAAUUUGAUUCUUGGCCUCUGAUUUUAUCAUAAAAUGUCAUUUAUUUAAUAAUGGCAAAUCAUUCAAUAGACUUAAUUUAAAUUAGAGCGGUUUAUUGUUGUUAUUGAUGACGUUCAAUACUGUAUCCAUUUUAUUUCCAAGUGUAAUCUUAUAAAGUAACAAAGGCAGUUUUGCAGCGAUAGUUGUCAGAUGUGGAGGAUUAUUUUUAUAUUGAGGGUAGGCUGUAGGGUAGUAAGCCAGUGCCAUGGCAAAGUUAGGUCUUCAUUCAUUCUUGUUACCAAAUGCUGUGCUGCAGUGAAAUUGUGAAAGAUAUCAUAAUUGAUCAUUUACAUUUGGCUCGCAUCAUUAGAAAUACGGUGGAAAAUUUUUAGCAUUUGUAUAAUGUAUUUGGGAAAUGACGUCAGAAUCGUACUGAAAGGGUACAUUGCAUAUUGUCUGGUUACAUAGUAGUGGGUUUUGGGGAUAUUUAUGUCUUGGCCGAAUCAUCUGUUAGGGCUGAAGGUGGUUAUUUAUGAUGAUGUCACCUGUGAUUGCUCAUAUGUUGUUCUGAAUGGAUAUGUUAACCCGUGAUUGGUCAGUGUGACCCCCUCCCUUAUUAUUAUUAUUAUUGUAGAGGUAGCUGUGAUCGUGCGAGUAAAUUCUUUAAUAUUUAUACGUACUGCAAUUUCAGUGACGGCCUUUAGUAAUCCCCUGCUCUCCUCUCGAUCCCUCUUCCCCCUUUUCCCUUUCCCCUGAAGAAGAGAUGAAAUUUUUGGAAAUGUUAUCAGUUGGUCAGUGCGUGAUAGAACAUCAUUUUGCUGUACAAAUGUUAAAAGGAACACAGGGCACGGGUAUGCCUGAUGCUCCAGUGUACAUUAUGAUUUGGCUUCUUACGGAAUAAAAUACUUUUAUUGUAA
This is a messenger RNA of Macrobrachium nipponense, 7735 nucleotides long. Its product is annotated as zinc finger protein 609-like. NCBI's taxonomy places the organism in Eukaryota, Metazoa, Arthropoda, Malacostraca, Decapoda, Palaemonidae. Gene Ontology annotation, biological process: regulation of transcription by RNA polymerase II. Gene Ontology annotation, cellular component: nucleus. The record is from RefSeq and is a predicted model, not a curated record.